AUGGGAAAGCCAAAAAAGGUAUUCAGGAAGAGGAAGAGAAGCAGUGGUGUUGAUAAGGAGAAAGAUGCUAUUCCAAACACAGCUACUAGUCGUGCUCUUGUUGUUGAUGAUAUGGUAGUAUGUGAUAUCCUAAGCAGACUCCCUGUGAAGCCACUUAUGCGGUUCAAGUGCGUGUCAAAACAUUGGUGUUCCUUAAUCAUAGAUUCGUGUUUCAUUGAUUUACAUUUUAGAACAUCAAAAGCACCUGCGCGUCUUCUUUUCCUCAUGCCUCCUAAAAGUCAGCUGAAAAAUAAGAGUGCAGGCAUCAGUUACCAGGAAGUCUGUUUCAAGACGGCUGAUUUAUUAUCUGAAGUUACUGGCAAAGCAAUUCCAACUGUUCACACCAUCAGGACCUCUAAAUCGUUUGAGCGUACUGAUAUACUUGGAGCUAUUAAUGGUUUGAUUUGUUUCACAAACAAAUUCGAGGAUUCUGUGUGCAUAUACAAUAUCAGCACCAGAGAGGUAUUGCCAUUGGUUAAAUCGACAUCUAGAGAUUAUGUUAUUGGUGGUGUUAAAAAUGAUUCUCUUGUUUAUGGUUUUGGAUUUGAUCCUGCCACUAAGCAUUACAAAGUCAUAUGCAACUGGAGAGUUAAUACAAAGAAUGAUAAUCAAAUUAGUGUUGGCCACUUUUGGGAGGUCUUGAAUUUAGGGACCAAUUCAUGGAGAAGGAUCGAGGACGUCCCACCUAUACCUGAUGGACUUACUUCGUCUGAUAUUUAUGUGAACGGCUCUAUUUAUUGGUUCCCUAACGAGUUUGAGAGUGGCAUAGUAGCAUUUGAUGUUGGAAGUGAGAAGUUCAGGAAGAUCCAAAUUCCUCAGGUCAUUGUUGAUCGGUUCGGAUAUUAUUAUUACCUUUUACCAGGUUGUGUUAGAAUACAAGAAGUGAAAGGUUGUCUAGCUAUAUCGUGCAGUUUUAAUUUUGCUGUCGAGCUGUGGAUACAUGAAAGAUCCAUCAAACAGACACCAGUGGCAGUGCUGUUAAAAAGUGUAUGUCUCUUUUUUUCUUAUAAUUGGCAAGAUAAGACUUUCCAGAAGAUGAAGAUCAGUGGAAUCCCCUCCUCAGCUACGGUUCUUUUGGUGUUCUAG
Messenger RNA from Papaver somniferum (opium poppy), 1125 nucleotides. Its product is annotated as putative F-box protein At4g38870. Gene Ontology annotation, molecular function: protein binding. Lineage: Eukaryota; Viridiplantae; Streptophyta; Magnoliopsida; Ranunculales; Papaveraceae. Bases 1 to 1125 code for a protein of 374 amino acids. The record is from RefSeq and is a predicted model, not a curated record. The transcript has 3 exons.